AUGUUCAACCGUCUGCUCUCGAUCUUCUUGCUCGUAGCCAGCCUACUUGCACUCGUACAGUGCGAACAGCUCGAUGGCUUCCCAUACCGGCGAGAGGUUACGGUCAUGCCCGAGGCAUUCAGGAGCAUGAACCAUCUCACAAGGAGGGACACAUGUGCAGGAGUCACUUGCCCAUCGGGAUACCGCAAAGUCUCCUACAAGGCAGCGACUGAGAAAGUGUGCAACUGCAUUCCAAGCCAAACUUGUAAAUCGGGAUGUGCCGAUUUCGCCGAGAACUGUGCACCUCCCUACAAGCCGAAAUGCAACGAACAGACGGGAAAAUGUGCUUGUCAUUAA
Molecule: messenger RNA, 336 nt
Organism: Sphaerulina musiva SO2202
Lineage: Eukaryota; Fungi; Ascomycota; Dothideomycetes; Mycosphaerellales; Mycosphaerellaceae
Exons: 2
Coding region: 1-336 (111 amino acids)
Source: RefSeq, a predicted model, not a curated record